Pimephales promelas (fathead minnow) is the source of this 2780-nucleotide messenger RNA. RefSeq names its product transmembrane protein 263-B. The record is from RefSeq and is a predicted model, not a curated record. Lineage: Eukaryota; Metazoa; Chordata; Actinopteri; Cypriniformes; Leuciscidae.
UCCGUAAACAUCCCCAACGUCACUUCCGCUUGCAUUGAAAAACAUAGCAAACGCUGUAUUUAUUUCGUAUUAAGCGCUAUUCCCAUUUUAUAGUCUUGUGCGUCUCCAUCAAUAUUGAAGUGCAGAGACGUCCUUUCUAAAACUGUAUUAAUAGCCUCAGUAAUGAAGGGCCCGAGUGCAGAGACUGAGGUGAUCGAGGAAGCACCUGCUGACCCUAAUAAUGAAGAACUUCCACCUUACCUGCGUGAAGAACCACCUGAGGACUUGGAGAAAGACCACCCUAAGAAUGAAGCAGGCGUGGUGUGGAGAGUGACCGGCGGGCUGUUCAACUUCACCAAAGGAGCGGUGGGUGCCACCCUCGGAGGCGUGGCCUGGGUAGGCAGCAAGAGCUUCGAGCUGACCAAGACGGCUGUGACGAGUGUUCCUGCAGCUGGAGUGGGAUUGGUCAAAGGCGGUGUCUCCGUGGUAACGGGAGGGGUCGGGGCAGUGGGGUCUGCAGUGGCCGGUAAAGUUACACCAAAGAAAAAAGACAAGUCAGAUUAGACUGGCUGACUCGCUCCCAGCCUUUGUUCGAUUCGGUGUGUCUGUGGAUGUCUGGGUGGUGUGUUCUCACUUUCAUGGGGGUUGGAAAACAGGUGGCUGGUUCAUUUAGCCCAUGGGAAAAUUACUGUUUCGCAUUCACCAAAUACAGUCCUACCUAAGUUAACAUAAAGAAUGGCAAUACGCCAUAAACACACUUCUACCAACAUUAGAAAGCUACAAGGGCCUUGAGAUAAUUGGUCUCUCAUGCCUUUUGUUUGCUAAUUUGUUUGUCUAUUUGUGUAUUUUGACUAUUGGCUGAAAUAUUGGUUGGUAUUAUUAAUGCUUGGAAGACUCGCUUCGGGAUCAAUAUCAUAAAAUAUUCUUUAACAAAUUAAGGAAUCUGGCUCUGUCAUAAAGGGAACUCUAAUAUGCCAGCACUUUUACUUAAAAUGAAAACUUGGUGUACAUUUUUUGUGUGUAAUAUCAGUCCUUAUAUACACAUAAUUAGCCCUAAUGAGGUAUUUCUGCAUAAAACGUCCCUUAAAAAGUUCAAGCACACUUUGCAGAAUUAUUCCUUGAAUAUGCUGGUCUUGCUUCAAGCACGUCUUUGAACAAAAUAAUGUGAGAACUUGGAAGUCAGUGAAAGUAUUAUUUAAUCAAAUGAAUCAAUGUGACACUAAAAUGACCCUGGUCAUCCAAUAAUGUGUCGUUUAGACGACAUAGAUUUAGUGUCAGAAAUCGUGUCUUUUCUUUGAUACCGAUUUCAGAGUAAUAUAAACAUCUGCUGUUUUCACAGUGAGGUGUUUUAUUAUCAUCACCUUCUCAUUUACAUAAUUCCUGGUAAGUUUAGAGAUCCUCUGAAUGGCAGUUUGCACAUCAUUGACGAAGAUUACAUUAAUGGUGAGUCUCCAGUGUAAACACUCCAUUUUGUAAGACGAUGUUCAAGCCGUUGAAAUUUAAUCUGUCUCCAGGAAACCAGUGCCUGGGGUUAAGAAAAGAAAUGAUUCGCAUCUAAAAAGGAUGCGGGGAAACAGAAACUACACCACAUUGUCUUCAGUCCAUUUAAAAAGUCUCUUUAGCAAGUCUGCUUCGUUUUCUCUUUGCGAAGCAUCGCUUGUGGUUUGCUUGAGAUGAUGUUUUAAUGGCUGUACAUGUGCCUAAAUGUCUUGGGGAGUUCUAAAAGCUCACUGUGGAGUGUUUAGUGUUGCAGAACAGUGCAAAAUGACCACAGAUGUAUUUCCAGUGACCGUUUUACAGUCGUUUACAUCAUAGAACUAGCACAAAUGAAAAGUUCAUGUUUCUGGCUUUUUUCUCCCCUUUUUGCUUAAACGUUUGUCUCCUUUUUUAUUUAUGUAAAAACAACAUAUGGCAUAUUAUUAUUAUUAUUAUAUUGCUGCAAUGCAUGCUUGAAGCUCUAGUUCUUUGUACAACAUGCUGUUAAUUGUGAGUAUGUAUUUCACUUUUUUUCAUGUUUCUUUCCGUUUUUGCUAUCUACACACUUUCUGUUAGGUACCCAUGUCUUGACGAUGCUGUUACUAUAAACUGGACUUUUAAGACCAAGUAGAUUUUGUCUAUAAUAGAACUAUUUUUGCUAAAUUGAUGCUGUAUUCUACAAAUAAAGCACUCUGUAUUUUAGAAAUGCAUGAGUUCUUUGUAUUUUGUUGUUGCUGCUGUUGUUUUUUAUUUGAUUCACUUAUUUACCAUCAAAAGAAUUACUAUCCUGCAAUGAAUAGGUGGAGAUAUUUUAAUACCAUUGAUCUACUAUUCAUUUUAGCUUUAAUCAACAUUGAAUCAACACAGAUCUGGAUUAAGUGACCCCAUAAUUCAAAUCACAUGAUAAAAUCCCUUUUAUUAAGGCUGAGAGGUAAACUUUUACACGGCAUCCACUUGUAUUAAUAAGAUGAUAGCGUUUUUCAUCAUAAAAUGGGUUACAUGUUUGGUUUCUAUGAGAAAGAAAAAAUAAUAAUAGCGUCUUUAGAUUUGAUGUCAGGUGUCCGAUAUAGGCAGAACCGGGUGCUCAUAAACCUUUUCAUUGCAUACUGAAUCGGCACAAAAAUUUAUUGAGCCAGUCAGGGGUUUUAUCUUCAAAAACAAUUGCAUGGCUCAACAACAUCAUUGUUCCACAAUAUUAACCAAGGACAUUAGUGAUUUUACUAUCAAGUAGUAAAUGCACCAUAAAAGGGAAAGUUGUUUUGUGUCUUUUUAACCUCACACCAUGUCGAAACCAGGCGAAACGCAAUAAAGCGAUUAAAAACUAA